CCAGUGUGAAUUCGCUAUAAAUUAUCCCCAAAUCCACUGACGCACGUUUUUGGCGGAUCCUCUCGUUUCGUUUCCUGGUGAGCGGGUUUCUGAGCUCGGCUUCGACCUUCACUGCUCUUUCGAUCCAACGAGCUCUAUUUCUUCGCCAAAGGUGGCACUCGAUUCAUAACCUGUUCGUCGUGUCUUCUUUGGAUUUGUGCUAGAGCGAUAGUCAAGGGAAAGGAUUCUUGGUUUCUGGAUGCUCGGCGAGCAAAAUGAUGAGUUCGACAUGAAACUACUAUGAUGCCAUCAUGCUUUGCUGCCAAAUGACGUACCAUCGCAUCCUAACGUUCUGGAGGGAUUUCCAUGUGCUGCGCGGAUGUCUUGGUACAAACCCGCGAGUUGGUGGGAGUGUUCAGUGCUGCUCUAUGUUAAUUCAUAACAGUCAUGGUCCUGUUGCAUUAUUGUCCAAAAUGGGUUACUCCAUGCAACACACUUUGACAAAGUCAGAUUCAUCAAAUGCUACUGAAGAAGUGCCUUCUAAAUAUGAUCUACUAAAUUACACUACCAGUGGGAAAUCAUUGCACUGCCAAGAAACUGAUUCUUCAAAUAUUACAAAAAGUGGACCUACUGUCAAUCCUUUGAAUAAUCGUGUGAUGUUGUUUGAUGGAACUGCAAUUAUGUACCGAUCUUACUACAAACUUCUAGCAAAGCUACAUCAUGGUUUGUUAGGGCAUGCCGAUGGCAAUGGAGAUUGGGUUCUAACUAUAUUUACAGCUUUAUCCCUUCUCUUGGAUGCAUUGGAAUUUGUUCCUUCCCAUGUCGCGGUGGUUUUUGAUCAUGAUGGAUUUCCAUUUGGUCAGUCAUCUUGCAUGCCAUCCCAAGAACCUUACAUGGGUAAAGGCAUCACAUUCCGUCACAUGAUAUAUCCCUCCUAUAAAAGUAAUCGCAUUCCCACACCUGAUACAGUAAUCCAGGCCCUUCAAUAUUUCAAAGCAUCUAUAAAGGCAAUGUCUAUAAAAGUAAUUGAGGUUCCUGGUGUUGAGGCUGAUGAUGUAGUUGGCACUUUGGCUGUAAAUAGCGUUUCUGCUGGUUACAAGGUCCGAAUUGUUUCUCCUGAUAAAGAUUUCUUUCAAGUGUUAUCACCUUCAUUGCGUAUUCUACGGCUUGCUUCCCGUGGUUCAGGGAUGGUCUCCUUUGGGUUAGAAGAUUUUGCUAAAAGGUAUGGUGAUUUAAAGCCUUCCCAGUUUGUUGAUAUUGCUGCUCUUGCUGGCGACAAGUCUGACAACAUCCCAGGAGUCGAAGGUAUUGGGGAAAUAAAUGCAUUGAAAUUGAUCACUAAGUUUGGUUCAUUGGAGAACUUGUUAGAUUGCGUUGAUCAAGUUGAAGACGAACGCAUUAAACAGGCCUUAAUGACUAAUGCUGAUCUUGCUCGUCUUUGCAAGAACUUGGCAACUUUACGUUCUGAUCUCCCAUCUUAUAUGGUCCCAUUCGAGACGCCUAAUCUUGUAUUUCGAAAACCACAGGAUGGUGGAGAAAAAUUUAUAGGUCUCCUGAGAGCCAUUGGAGCAUAUGCAGAAGGCUUUUCUGCCGAUCCCAUCAUCAGACGAACUUCUUACUUAUGGAAUAGACUUCGAACAUGAUGAUUCAUAUUAAUUUUCUUUGUCAAACUAAGAAAACAAGACCGCACGAGCAGAGCUUGGUAAACAAGCAAAUCGAAGCACAAAGUGACAUUCCCCCCUGCAUUGUCAAUUUUUCUAGCUGACAUUUGAAGUCCUCUCAAAAUCCAAUCCGGUACUUCAUCAAAAGAGCACUGGCAUUCUGGAGGAGGAUUUCUAGCCAUCAGUAUGCGGUUCGUCCAGCGCUCAGAUGAUUUUACAUUGUACUCCAUUUCAGAUUUGUCAAAUUGUCCGAGUUACACCUCUUUGCAAUCGCGUUUCAGAUUGGCAUAGUUGCUUUAUAAACAAUCUUCAAGAAAUCGCCAAAAUGUUGCAGAAUUGAUUCAGUUAUCACUUCAAACUUUGUGAAAAUUUCACGAUGGCAUGUAGGUCAUACGGUGAAGUUACUAAGACCUUCUUUACCAUCUUAUUAAUUUUCGAGUUUCCUAUAA
Messenger RNA from Zingiber officinale, 2089 nucleotides. Its product is annotated as DNA polymerase I-like. The record is from RefSeq and is a predicted model, not a curated record. Lineage: Eukaryota; Viridiplantae; Streptophyta; Magnoliopsida; Zingiberales; Zingiberaceae. Gene Ontology annotation, biological process: DNA replication, Okazaki fragment processing. Gene Ontology annotation, molecular function: DNA binding; 5'-flap endonuclease activity. The transcript is spliced from 16 exons. Bases 291 to 1622 code for a protein of 443 amino acids.